This is a messenger RNA of Pestalotiopsis fici W106-1, 1980 nucleotides long. RefSeq lists its product as uncharacterized. Gene Ontology annotation, biological process: L-arabinose metabolic process. NCBI's taxonomy places the organism in Eukaryota, Fungi, Ascomycota, Sordariomycetes, Amphisphaeriales, Sporocadaceae. Bases 1 to 1980 code for a protein of 659 amino acids. The record is from RefSeq and is a predicted model, not a curated record. Gene Ontology annotation, molecular function: alpha-L-arabinofuranosidase activity. The transcript is spliced from 7 exons.
AUGUGGUCUCAAGCUUUUGGUAUCCUGGCCGUGGCGCUGCCACUUGGCAGUGCUUUGAACAUCAGCGUCAGUUCCGAUGGCGGCAAUGCUACGAGUGGCCAUCAAUACGGUUUCCUCCACGAGGACAUUAGCAACUCGGGAGACGGUGGACUGUACGCCGAAUUGAUUCGAAACCGCGCCUUCCAGUCCAGCUACCGGUACCCAUCCACACUCGAAGGCUGGUACUCUGUCAACGGCGCCGUCCUCAGCCUGCAAAAUCUGAGUACACCCCUGUCGAGUGCUCUGCAGACCUCGGUCAAUGUUGCCGCUGGCGACGCCGACGGCGCCAUUGGUCUCUACAAUGAUGGGUACUGGGGAAUGGAUGUCAAGCAAAAGACGUACACGGGAUCCUUUUGGGUCAAGGGGUCGUACUCUGGCGAUUUCAACGCUUCCCUCGUCUCCAACAUCACGGGCGAGGUGUUUGGCAGCGUCGCAGUUGCUUCGCAGAGCACACCUGACGAAUGGGUCGAACACACGUUUGAGCUCGUUCCGAGCGUGGAUGCACCAAGCUCGAACAAUUCGUUUGCCAUUACAUUCGAUUCCGCAGGCGCCGAGGACGGAUCUCUGGACUUUAAUCUCAUUAGCCUCUUUCCCCCGACGUACAAGAACCGUGCCAAUGGAGCCAGGGUCGAUCUUGCCGAAGUACUUGAGGCCUUUCACCCGACAUUCUUUCGCGUUCCUGGUGGCAACAUGCUCGAGGGCCUGGUGAACAGCUCGUAUUGGGAUUGGAAGAACUCCAUUGGCCCUCUAAAGGAUCGCCCAGGCUAUGCUGGCGUCUGGGGCUACCAACAGACAAAUGGUCUCGGCCUGCUGGAGUAUCUGGAGCUUGCCGAAGACAUGGGUCUUGAGCUUGUUGUCGCGGUCUGGGCGGGAUUGGCUCUGAAUGGCGACAUUACACCACAGGACGAGCUACAGCCAUUUAUCGACGAUGCGCUGAACCAAAUUGAAUUCAUCACUGGCUCUGCCGAUUCCACCUGGGGUGCAAUUCGCGCCGAGUAUGGCCACCCCGAGCCCUUUACGCUCAAGUACGUCGAGAUCGGAAACGAGGACUGGCUCGCUGGCGCCCCCGAGGGAUGGGAGACGUACCAGGAGUACCGCUUCCCCAUGUUUCUCCAGGCAAUCAACGAUGCCUACCCUGAUAUUCAAGUCAUCUCUUCCGGUUCUGUCCUAGAUGGCUAUGAUAUCCCGGCACCGGCUGACGGCGACUACCACAUUUAUGGAACUCCUGACGACAUGGUCGAUCAGUUUGACCUUUUUGAUAAUAUCACCAUCCCGCACUUGAUCGGUGAGGCUGCGGCGGUCCAUCCCAAUGGCGGAACCGCUUGGGACGGCGGCCUUCUUCAGUAUCCUUGGUGGGGCGGUGCCAUUGGCGAGGCCGCCUCUUUGAUCGGAUACGAGAGAAACUCGGACAGAAUCCUGGGAGCUUUAUAUGCCCCAAUCAUUCGGAGCCUGGACAGGUGGCAGUGGGCUACUACAAUGGUCCAAUUCGCGGCGGACCCAGCCCUGACGACCAAGUCGACGAGCUGGUUUGUCUGGGAGCUCUUCGCCGGCCACAUCUUCACACACACACUUCCAGCCACAUCUGAUUUCAACCCCGCCUACUAUGUUGCGGGUAAGAACGAAGACACCGGGGCGUACAUCUUCAAAGCAACUGUCUACAACUCCACGGAAGGCGCAGACGUGCCUGUCACUCUCAACUUUGAGGGCGUCUCUGCCGGUGCCACCGCCGAGCUCACAGUCCUCACCGGCCCCGAAGACCCCUACGGCUGGAACGACCCAUUUACUGGCGUGAAUGUGGUCACGACGACCAAGACGACGCUUACCGCCGAUGACGCUGGUGCUUUUGAGUUCUCCCUGCCCAACCUCAGCGUUGCGGUUCUGGACACGGGCGCCGUGAGUAAUUACACAACGCGCUCCAUGAAGUAUGGAAAGCGAUACUAA